UCCUUUGUCUCUUCUUUUGCCUUGUAGGGAGAAGCAUCAUCUCAAGGGACAUCAGAGGAAACAUCAGGACCUGACACUGCCAUAACAAUGAUCAGAGAAGCUCCGGAGCAAAAGAAUAUAAAUAAAGAGGAGAAGGAAAGUUUGGAAGAGAUGGAAAUCAACCUCCACAACCAGAGAGUCAGGGCCAGCGCCCGCACAGACCACGCAGCCUUUCUGAAGGAGAAGGAUGGCCUGUCCCAGCGAAUGAUCGACUGUCUGAUGCUGACACCGAGCGCAAUGGCGGAGCAGUUAGCGGAGCAGCGCAGGUCGUUGCUGGGGCAGUGCCAAAAAGAGAUGAAGGGGCAGGAGAAGGAGACCCUACUGAGGGCGCUAGAGGAAGAGCUGACUCAGGAGGCCGAGACAUUCCUGGAGACCUACAGAUGGCGCUAUGAGAGUCACACCAUCAACCAGAGAGUCAUGGGGAGAGCCCGCAAAGACCACGCUGACUUUCUGAAGCAGAAGGAUGCCGAGUCCCAGGGUAUGAUCUCCUCUCUGAUGGUGAUGUCCAGCGCAAUGGCGGAGCAGUUGGUGGGGCAGUGCAGGUCGUUGCUGGAGCGGUGCCGGAGAGAGAUGAAGGGGCAGGAGAAGGAGACCCUACUGAGGGCGCUAGAGGAAGAGCUGACUCAGGAGGCCGGGACAUUACUGGAGACCUACAGAAGGGGCCGUUGGUUUCCCUUUUCCUAAGUGGGGCAGAUAGGAGCGAGGGGUGCGUCUGUGGGGUCUGGUAUUCCAUUGCCGUGCCCGCAGAGCUCAGAAGCGGCA
This is a messenger RNA of Chelonia mydas (Green sea turtle), 801 nucleotides long. RefSeq lists its product as uncharacterized. The record is from RefSeq and is a predicted model, not a curated record. The transcript has 6 exons. Bases 88 to 723 code for a protein of 211 amino acids. Lineage: Eukaryota; Metazoa; Chordata; Testudines; Cheloniidae.